UAUAUAAAUGAUUGUCGCGGUAUAUUCAAGACAUAAAUUUAUAAAUACAUAUAGUGGUUUUCAUGUAAAAAUAAAUAAAUUUAAUAAGUUCUAUACAUAAAAAUAUAAAAUUCUAAUUGAAAUUUAAAAAAAGAAAUUAAAAGUUCUUCUAAGAGAAAAAAUACAAUUUAAAAUAAAAAUUUAUGUUCAAAGUGACGUCACUUUUUGGUGAUUGUCGUCUCUAAUGUUUGGAAUGGAAUUCUCUAGUUUUGCAAAAUAUUUUUUAACUUCAAGGUUAAAUGAAUUUUUGUAAAUGUAUUUAUAAUCAUAAAUUUAAAAAAAAAUAUACUUAUUUAAUCGUAAUAUAUUCUAUUUCUAAAUAAAGAAAAUUUUGACAACUUCUUACAAGUAAAUUUGUAAAAAAGUUAAAUUAGAAAGAUACAUAGGUAAUAUACAUGUAUUAUGUAUUUAUAACUACCUACGCAGUGAGUUUACAAAUUUUCGAGACUACACAAUAACUUUAUGGUACUAAUAACAAAAAAAAUUGAAAUAAAAUUUAAACUCAUUAUAAAUACAUAUUUAUAAUAAUGUAAAAUUUAAAAUUAGUAAUAAAAGUAAAAUGUAUUAAAAAAAUUUAAUGCGGUAAAAAAUUGAAAAAUCUAUAAGAUAAUUGAGUAAAUUUAAAAAAAUAUUUUUAGUAUCAGCUGUGAGAUAGGUCAACCAAGUACCUACGUAGUUCUAAAUUAUAUAAGUGUAUCAUUAAUUUAUAUAUUUGUAGAAUUAUUAAACGCUCAUUCAUACGAAAUAUCCUACAAGCUUAAUAUGUAUAAGAAAUUUUAAUAACAAAUUAAAAUUUUUCUUUGAAUAUUGUGAAUAGUUUCAUGAUUUUGCAUUUGUCGUUUGAUUGUAUUUACGAACGCUUUUAAAACGCAAAUAGUACGCUAUUUUUUUUUUUUUUUGAUUUUUUAAAAAAUUAAAAAUAAUAUUCGAUUAAAAAAUUAAAAUUUUAUACCCAACUAAUACAAAAGUAAUAAAAUAUGGGAAGUGUUUGGAAACGCCUUCAAAGAGUUAAUAAGCGUGCCGCUAAAUUUCAGUUUACUGCCUCAUAUCAUGAAUUGAGAGUGGAAACAACAGCAAAAUGGCGUCCAACAAAUUUAUCUGUAGUAUGGACAAGGCGUUCAAGACGUGUUGCAUCAGUACCAUUAGCAUGGGAACCUGAUAUGAUGAGUCCAUUAAUUGGUCAUGUAUCAUGGCCAGUACCAGAUAAUCAUGCAAUUACAGUUACUUUAUUUAAAGAUCCAAGAACACAUGAAUUAGAAGAUAAGGAUUGGACUUUUGUUAUAGAGGAUAUCACACAAAUGGGCAAAAAGCGGGUCUUAGCCUCAGCUAGUAUUAAUAUGAGAAAAUAUGCUAGUAUAGAAUCAACACAACAAAGUUUUACAUUAAAUUUGAAACCUUCAUCGAGGAAAAUUACUUCAGCUAAUUUAGAAUUAACAAUAAGUUGUGUAUUUUUAAGAGAAGGAAAAGCAACAGACGAAGACAUGCAAAGUGUAAUAUCUAUGAUGUCUGUUAAUAAUAAUUGUGAUGUAGCACCAUUAGAUGAUCUUGAAGAUAUACCUGAUUUAGAAAGUGAUAUAUCUGAUCAUGUAUUCGAUUUUACACAACAACUUGAACAAUUAACAAAUAGUUUGAAUGGUCCAAUUGAUUUACCAACACCAAUGAGUGUUCCAUCAUUAUCAGAAGAUCCAACACCUCUAGCUGAAAGUAAUAAUGUAGGUUUUGAAUUAGAAUUAGAUAAAAGUUCACCAAAACAACAGCAAAAACAAAGACAACAGCAACAACAACAUCAAUCUGAGUUGAUAGAACAACAAAAAAAUCAACAAAAAAUACAAAAACAACAGCAAUUAUACCAUCAGCAAGAGCAUCAAAAAUCAUCAAAUACUUUAAAUCCAGAUCAAAACAUAAAUCAACAGCAGCAAUUAUUAAUUACACCAGUCAAUACAAAACCACCUGAUGAACUAGAUAAAGUUAAUACACCGAUAAUAAAUACAGAACUAAUUGAAGACUCUAAAUUAAAUAACAAAUUUAAGAGUAAAGAACCAGUUAAUUCAUCAUCUAUUGUAAAAGAUGUGAAAAUUCCAGAUGAUAAAAUUGAAGUGAUUGUUAAUGAAACUAAGAAUUCUGAUAAUAAAAAAUGUUCAGAAAUUCAAAUUAAUUUAAUAACCAGUGAUAAACCUAGUCCUGUAAUUGUUACUACAAAUUCUACUAAUAUUACGAAUCCUAAAAUAAUUAAUAAUUCUAAUCCUCCUAAUUCAGAAAAUAUAACAGAAAACCGUAAACAAUCAAUUCCUGAAGCUCGUGAUACAAAACGAUCUGAAUUAUUACCAUUGAAUUUACGAAAAAGUUAUGAAAAUACUGAAAUUAAUAAUAAAGUAGUUGAAAAAAUUAAUUUAAAAGAGAGAACACCUGGUCAAGAUUUAUUGGAAUGGUGUAAAGAUGUAACCAAAGAUUAUCCUAAUGUUAAAGUAACUAAUUUAACAACAAGUUGGAGAAAUGGAAUGGCAUUUUGUGCAAUAAUUCAUCAUUUUGAGCCGGAAUUAAUAGAUAUGUCGAAGCUUUCAACGCAUGAUGUCGUAGGUAAUUGUCGUAUUGCAUUUGACGUUGCAGAAAAAUUAGGUAUACCACGCGUUAUUGAACCUCGUGAUAUGAGUUUGUUAGCAGUACCAGAUAAAUUAGCUGUUAUGACAUAUUUACAUCAAUUAAGAGCUCAUUUCACUGGCAAACAAUUACAAAUCGAACAAAUUGGUCAAACAUCAGAUGAAUCAAGUUAUGUUAUUGGAAAUUAUAAAACUGAUAAUUUAUCACAAAAUAUUUUAAAUUUGAAUAUGAAUCAUUUAAAAAUGCAUUUUCAACAUAAUUCAUUAGAUGAAAUUGUUCAAGUUGGUGAAAAUGGUGAUAAUAAAUCACCAACAUCUAAAAAAGAUGUAAAGAAUUUAAUAUUAUCUGGUUCCAAGAAUUUAUUGGUAAAAGUUUUAUCACCAACAAAAGACAAAAAUGCCACGAAUGCCUUGCAUCAACAACAUCUACAUAAUCAAGUAAAUCAACAACAGCAACAUCAGUCUCAAAAUAAUCGUAAUUCUGCAACAAUAAAUAAUACAGGGACAGCAAUUCCGGCCAAUAAUAACGAUAUAAAUAAUAAAAACAAACCAAUUUUAAUGACAAGACGACAAUUAACGGAUCCGUUUGGUAGCGAUGAUGAAGAUGAUAAGAAGGAAAAGAUUAUUACAAAAGAAUAUGGACAAAUUGACAAUCAGAAAAUUAAUUCAGAGAAUUCAUCGGAAAUUGUAAACCCACAGUUAGAUCCUCUAACAGCAAAUAAAUUACUUUUGCGACAUAAAGAAAUGACUGAAAAAGCCAAAGUAAUGAUGGAAAAAUUAAGAAUUUCCCAAGAAAAUGGAAAAAAUGACAACGAUGAGGAACGGCAACAAAGAUUACGAGAACAUGCUCGGCGAUUGAUAGCUGAAACACGUCUAAAAUCUCACAGUUUAGAUAGCCCAACUUCACCGAUUAAACAACGACCAGUAUUGUCACCAGAACGUACUAUUUCACCUAUAAAUGUUACUGAAGGAUUUGUGUUUAAUCAAAUAAAUGGAGUUGGUAGUCAACAUAACUCACCACAAAAAUCGCCAACAAAACGUAUUACACCACCUCGAGACGGUAGUGUUGGCAGUCAAUAUUCAAUAGAAGUUAACAACAAACAUUUAAUAAACGAUGACAACUCGAAAUUAAGCCCUAGUCUUAAAUUAAAUAACAAUAGUAAUAAUAAUGAAUUGCAACAUAACAACAGUCCCUUACAAUCAUUUAAUUCUAUACUAGAUAGGAUUUCACCAAAGAAUGAAAAAAGAGGUGAUAAACUUUCAUACAUAGAGAGCGAAUUAGAAGCUUUAGAACGUGAACAAGAAGCAAUUGAUCAAAAAGCUAGUAGUUUAGAAAAGAAAUUACGUGCUGUGAUGGGUGAUGGAAAUUCAAGUAAUAAAAAUUAUUCAAAAUAUUUUUUAAAAUUAUUGCGUCCUGGUAGUAGUUCAAAUAGUGUUGGUGGUGGUGGUAGUUCUAGUUGUGUUAAACCAAAAUAUAAUAAUAGUAACGAUAAUAGUAAUAGUUUAAAUAAUAGUGAAAAUAAUUAUUAUAAUAACGAUGAUAAUACUGAUGUUGAUAUUGAUAUUUCGAAUUCAGAAGAUGAUGAUGAUGAUGAAUAUGGUAGUGGUUAUCAUACAGCUAGGAAUAGUCGCGCGUCAAUAUUUGAUGAAUAUUCUAGUGAUUCAAUGUUUUUAAGUAGACGUCGUAAAUCAAGAAGUCGUUCAAAAUGUGAAGAGGAAGAAUCAGAGGAACAACUUUUAUCACAAUGGUUUACAUUGGUGAACAAAAAGAACGCCUUAUUGCGAAGACAAAUGCAAUUGAAUAUUUUAGAACAAGAAAAUGAUUUGGAACGUAAAUAUGAGUUGCUUAAUCAAGAACUACGUGCUGCAUUAUCUGUUGAGGAUUGGCGUAAAUCGGAAGCACAACGUAAACGAGAAGACUUAUUACUUGAAGAAUUAGUAGAGAUUGUAAAUAAACGUGAUCAGUUGGUGCAACAUUUACAUAGUCAAGAAAAAGCAAUCGAGGAUGACGAUAAAAUUGAGCGCGAAUUGGAAAAUGUUGAUAUUAGUGGCAAAGACAAAUGUAUUUUGCAAUAAGUUUUUAUACGUUCGUCAAAAAUAUACAAAUGGAAGGAAAUGACUGGAAGGAUUUCAAAAUUUAAAUGCAAAACUAUUGAAUUCUACUUAAAAAUUAAUUUGAUGAAACUGUAAAAACUACAGUAAUUUAAGAAAAAAAAAAGACUUUUUUUAAUUUUUAAAUGAGCUCAGACUUAUUUCAACUAUAGCUACUUUUAUUUUGAAAUAUUUUUUUUAUAGUUAUUGAAAAAUAUUUCAAAAUACAAAUUUGUCUAAAUAAACAAACAUAACAUAAUAUUUUUUAAUAAAAUUGCUAAACUGCUUUAUAACGAAGAAACUUUCAGUUAAUUUAGUUUAAUUUUCUUUUGCAUAGCACAACCAUUAUUGGUAUUAGAAAUAUGUACUAGCUGUGUAUCAGAUGUGAUUUAUUUGAGUUAAGAUUCUUUUCUAAGCUUCUUUUAUUAAUUUUUUACUUCUAUUUCAAUUUGAAAAGUAAUUAUGUUGCAUUAUAAAAUUUCAUUGCUUGGUACAAAAGAAAUUUAUUGCGUCAAUCGUUAAAAUUCUCGUUUCUUUUCUAU
Molecule: messenger RNA, 5269 nt
Organism: Condylostylus longicornis
Lineage: Eukaryota; Metazoa; Arthropoda; Insecta; Diptera; Dolichopodidae
Gene: Ehbp1
Product: EH domain-binding protein 1
Exons: 12
Coding region: 1017-4712 (1231 amino acids)
Molecular function (GO): protein binding
Source: RefSeq, a predicted model, not a curated record